Sphaeroforma arctica JP610 is the source of this 260-nucleotide messenger RNA. RefSeq lists its product as hypothetical. Lineage: Eukaryota; Ichthyosporea; Ichthyophonida. The record is from RefSeq and is a predicted model, not a curated record. The transcript has a single exon. The annotation marks the transcript as partial.
AUGUUCCGCACUCCUACUCCAGCAAAGAACACAAGGAGUAAGGUGCAAAUUGCUGAUAGUAAAAUCACCGACAGUAAAAUAACUGACAGUAAUGUUGGCGUGAGUGUAACCUUGCGUGAAAGCUCUGCCUCAGUCAUCCCCAAUAUGUCUUCUGUGCAGAGCACCGGCUCUAAUAUCAAUCCAGCACACGCCACCGGCGACCCAAACCAAUACCAUGAUGAGUUGGUGGAUCGUGUGAACAAUCUGACGGAGUGGAUCAG